UUCUGUUUUUUUAGAGGGCGUUGUUAUAGAAUUUGAACUCAGGGUCUUAUGGUCUCAUGUAGUGGUCUUGCUUAUGGUUGGUUCUCCACCUCUUGAUUCAUCCUUCCAGCCCUUGCUUUUUGUUGGUUAUUUUAGAAAUGGGUUCUAGCAAGCUUUUCUGACUGGCUGGCUAUGAACCAGAGUCCUCUAGAUCCCGGCCUUCUGAGUAAUUCAGAUUAUAGGCAUGUGCCACUAUUGCCAAGCAGAACUGUAGUUAAAAAGUCAAAGUCUCCCUAAGUUUUCUCAACAUUCUAGAGCACUUCCACAUGGCCAGCUUCUGUCAGAGGGACAUCUGGCAGCCCGUGGGGCCGCUAGUUCUCCAGCCACAGUUCCCCUCCCUCGUUUGAUCAUCUCUGUUCAUGUUGCCAACUCUGGAGUCUUGUUUACUGGCUAUCUAAUUUCCUUUCAAAGGUCAAGUUAGUGUUCAAGGCCCAAGCUGGGUGAAGGUUUGUAUGGCUUCAGAAGAAUGAGCUAAUUUGACUUGAGUGGUUGAAGACAGAUUGCUGUGCAGCUAGGUAUGGUGGUCACUGCACAUGGGAUGGAGUGGCUCUGAGUCUUCCUUCCCCAUAUGACACCCUCCAUGCCCAGGGAAUGGCUGUAGGGACCUGCACAGGGACAUGGAAGGCUUCUCCUGUAGAGACAGGCCAGGCUUGCUCCUGAUGGUGGGGUAAAUCACUGUGGUGAUGGAAUCCUGUUGUAGUAGGUGGUCUUCUACCCCUCCCAAGGUUCUCUGUGGAAUUCUAGCCUCCUUUUGCUGGGGUGUCUGAGCUGGGCCAUCCCAGUGUCUCAGCCUGCUAGACCCACAACAUGGAGGCUGGCCUAUUCACGGGUGGGCUCUAAAUUCAGGAGACUGGGAAAUGUUUACCCCGGGAUGUGCUUACUAAAUUCCUCACCAGUAGAUGUAGAAUGUGGCCAGGGGCAGGGUAGUGGGUGUCUGGCUCAGGAGCUGACUCAGCUAUAGAUAGCUCCUUUUCCUGCCCUCUGUGGGCCACAUUCCCAGACUGGUAUUUUGGUUAGUGUGACAGGGCCCCAGAGUCAUCUAACCCUGGCACAUGCCUCUGUCCUGCCCACCUCUAAGAGACAGCUCUCCUAUAAAAGGGCUGAGCAGCUCUGUGCUCUCACUGGGGGUGUGGAGAGUAGGGGGGGACCAUGGACUUCAUCAGCAUUCAGCAGUUGGUAAGUGGAGAAAGAGUUGAAAGGAAAGUGUUGGGGUUUGGACAUGAAGCUCCUGAUCCUGGAGGCUGGCCUAGUGACUGGAGGCUGGGACGCCAAGAGUCCAUGGCCCAGGAGAAGUUGAAAUUGGAAGAAGAGAAGAAGAAGAAACUGGAAAGAUUUAACAGCUCCAGACUAAAUCUGGAGAACCUGAGAGACUUGGAAAACUUGGCUCAAAGACGAAGAGAAAAACGACUGAGACGCAGAGUCCCCCCCAGGAAACCUGAGCCCAUGGUUGAGCCACAGCCACAGGCCCAGCAGGAGCCUGUGGACCUGGAGAUGUUCCUGAAGGCAGCUGCUGAAAAUCAGGAAGCCCUGAUUGACAAGUACCUGACAGAUGGAGGGGACCCUAACGCUCAUGACAAGCUCCACCGCACAGCCUUGCACUGGGCCUGUCUGAAGGGUCACAUCCAACUGGUGAACAAGCUGCUGGCAGCUGGUGCCACUGUGGAUGCUCGGGACUUGCUUGACAGGACACCUGUAUUCUGGGCCUGCCGUGGAGGACACCUGGACAUUCUCAAACAGCUGCUUAACCAGGGAGCCCAGGUUAAUGCACAGGACAAGAUCUGGAGUACCCCCCUUCACGUGGCAGUACGCACCGGCCACUCUGACUGCCUGGAGCACCUCAUUGAGUGUGGAGCCCACCUCAACGCACAGGAUAAGGAGGGGGAUACAGCUCUCCACGAGGCUGUGCGGCAUGGCCACUACAAAGCCAUGAAGCUGCUGCUGCUCUAUGGAGCCAAGCUGGGUGUGCAGAACAUGGCUGCCCUGACUCCAGUGCAGCUGUCACGAGACUGGCAGCGGGGCAUCCGGGAAGCACUGCAGGCCCAUGUUGGGCAUCCCCGCACCCGGUGCUGAUGACUCAGACCUGUGGGAUUCUCACAGCCACCAUUCCAAUCCCUCACUUGCAACUGCAUUUCUGGGUCUCUUGACCCUCAGUCCAGACUCCUCAGGGCUUUGCUCCCUCAGGCCUGAGGCCUCAGUGGGAACUAAGCACACUGGGCACAGCAGGUAGAAAAAGCAGGCCUCACCGGCUUCAGUGCUAGGUGGGGCUGCAUUCCCUGCUAAAGCUAGGACGGAGGACUAGAGGGCAAGGCAGCAGAAAGCAAAGUGGGUCCCAAGGAGGGUCAGGGGAUCGAGUGAGAGCCAAAGCCAGAGCAGAAAGUGAGCAGGCCGGUACUACCCAAGGCUGGGUGCUAGACUUCCUUGGUGUCUGCUACCCCUCAGAAGACUAGCCCUGGCCUUCCACAAAAGCCAGUCUUCUGUGGGUGGUGAUUCAGGUGUGACCGACAAUUAUAUCCAGGACCUGAUGGGAGCCAAAGUGGAAGCAGGCCAUGAAGGUGCCAGGCAUUAUGCAGCUGGCCACUGCCCUUAGGAGAGGUUUACCCUGGGAACUCCAUUCCUAUCAACAGCAACCCUGAUAGGUCUGGAGUAGCUCUAGCCAUCUCUGGUCUUCAGGACUCUGAAGGGGGUGCUGGCAGGCUGUGAGGGCACAUCAGCAGGUUUGAGGCCCCACAGAGAAGUCAGUACUUACUGGGUUGCCUCAGAAGCCUGAGCUAGAGCUUAUUUAGGAGAGACCUGUGCUCACUCUGUAAGGGUUGGUAAGGCCAGCCUGCCACACUUUUAUUGGCUGGCUGGCGCCUCUCCUUUGAGGGGUUUGAGUGCCUGGGUGCUAGGGACUGCUUGUGGCCCACUCAACUCUUGAGGCGGUGGCCCGCAACCCUAUUUUGCUCAAGGCUUCAGUGUCCUCUACUACUGGAGAUGUUUUGGCCUGGCCCCUGUAUGCCACUCUGCACACUGAGCAACUCGGGACUUGGCCUAUGGGGGUCACAGGGAAAGUGAGUAGUACGCCGCUCCCCUCCCUCAUCUGCUAACUGGUGGUGUACCAGCUCCCUUCUGGCUCCUCUCCCCUUGCUCUUUCACUGGCAGAGACCUGUACUGCUGGCGGAGCCGGCUCCUUAAAUGCCAGAAAGCUGAUCUGAAAGAGCUCUACUCCCAACUGACCACAGGCUGACAGGAUUAAAAAGAUGAAGGCUUUGUUUCCCUCACACGAUCCUGGGUUACCUAGGUACCUGGGUUGGCAUCUAAUUUACAGCAGUUAAUUUUUAAUCUAACUUUGACAGCCUUCUCAGGCUAAGAACAAGGUUACCUUUACUAUGUGAAAAAGAAGCGACUAGUGCUCCAUACCCAGGGGCCACACACACCUUCCACAGGCAGUGACCUGUGGUGACACAGCCAGUGUGCACCCAGACUCUGGUGCCAUAGGCAAAACAGGCAUUCAGGACUAAGGGCCUUACCUAGAAAAUGAGGAUAUUUAUGUAUCAGACAAAAACACUUUUUUUAUGUGGAGAGGUACUUUUUUCUCAUUAAACUGAUUAUUCCUCACA
Dipodomys spectabilis (banner-tailed kangaroo rat) is the source of this 3638-nucleotide messenger RNA. It is a transcript of the gene Ankrd23, whose product is annotated as ankyrin repeat domain 23. The coding region runs from base 1189 to 2109 and encodes 306 amino acids. Gene Ontology annotation, cellular component: nucleus. The transcript has 9 exons. Lineage: Eukaryota; Metazoa; Chordata; Mammalia; Rodentia; Heteromyidae. Gene Ontology annotation, biological process: positive regulation of transcription by RNA polymerase II. The record is from RefSeq and is a predicted model, not a curated record. Gene Ontology annotation, molecular function: protein binding; transcription cis-regulatory region binding.